This is a messenger RNA of Alternaria ventricosa, 1695 nucleotides long. RefSeq lists its product as uncharacterized. The record is from RefSeq and is a predicted model, not a curated record. NCBI's taxonomy places the organism in Eukaryota, Fungi, Ascomycota, Dothideomycetes, Pleosporales, Pleosporaceae. The transcript is spliced from 6 exons. Bases 1 to 1695 code for a protein of 564 amino acids.
AUGAUCUUCGCAUACGCCCUCGACCACGGGACAAUCCGUCCCAAAAUCGGAAAGACCUGGCUGGAGCCCAAGUUGAAGAAUUACCCAAUACAAGAGCGAUUCGGCCUACUAUUCACCUGCCGACAAAUCUACGCGGAAGCUGCUCUCCUCCCAUACAAGCUCAACACAUUUGUCGUCGGGGGCCACGACCCCAUUGUAAAUCUCAAGACUUUUUUGAGUAGGCGCUCUGAGGCUCAGAGCCAAGCGAAUUCCACCGAAAUGGCGACUCGCGCACAACGGAAGGAGUGGUUAGAGAAAAGCAUGAAUCCUUUAUGUCAAAGGCGGCUGAUGCGAACGCACAUCUCCGAGCGCAAUGCAGCCGCCUCGCCCCUCCUCCGCCUGCCCCCCGAGCUACGAAAUUCGAUAUUCGCCUACGCCCUCUACCACGAGAUAUUCAUUCUCGGUCCCCCAGACUCAUGCGCCUACGUGGUCAAGUCGCGUGACAAGAAUUUACUCAGCCUUCUCUACGUUUGUCGUCAGAUAUAUUCCGAAACGGCAUUCCUGCCGUAUAAGCUAAACAGCUUCGAGAUCUGCCGAAGCAGGCCCGUCAGCUUAGUCGCGUUCCUCAAGCGACGGACGGCUACUCAGAUAGAGCUCAUGCAGGAUCGCAACGCAGACUCUCCUCUCCUUCGCCUCCCCGCCGAACUCCGCAAUCACAUCUUUGCCCUUGCCCUCACUCAGGGAGAUAUCAAGUGGAACUACGGCGCCUGGCUCAAGAACAAGAACUCGGUCAACCUUCUCUACCGCAACGCUACCUCAUCCCCACUCCUCCGUCUUCCCCCCGAGAUCCGCAACCACAUCUUCUCCCUCGCCCUCAAUCACGGCUACAUCCCGAUAACCUUUCCAGAGCGCUCUCAUCGCUGGAAGAUUAAACAAGCUGAACGCCGAGGCUUCGAAUAUCGCUACCACUACAAGCAAUUCUGCAACAUCUUCUACAACCCCAUCAGCUUCUCGGCGAGGUCUUGUUCCUUCAAGCUGAAAAAGCGCCCAGUCCGCAAUUCCAAGCGUCUCAACCACCUCAAGCGCCCCGUCAACCUCCUGUUCGUGUGUCGCCAAAUCCACGCCGAGACCGCACUGCUUCCGUAUAAAGUCAAUACAUGGGUGAUCGAAUUGAACAGGCCCUGGGAGAGGAUAAGAGAAGGGUAUGAGCGGUACUAUUGGCAUGAUCCAAUGCACUUCGUCGAGAGAUUGACCGCAACGCAGAGGGAGGUCAUGGAGAAACGCAACACCAAAUCACCGCUUCUGAGCUUGCCCGCUGAGCUCCGCAAUCAGAUAUUUGCCCUCGCCCUUACACAGCCUACUAUUGAGAUCUUCUGGUGUACUCCGCGCUGGAAGUUCAAGUUCCAUGAGGAUUGUCGGCCACACUACGUUCGACAACCGCUCAACCUCCUCUUCGUGUGUCGACAAACCCAUGCUGAGACUGCAACUCUUCCCUACAAGCUCAAUACAUUUGCUGUAGAGUGGGUUUACCAGCGUAAGCCUCCAAGGAACUUUCUUCACCAGAGGACAGCGGCACAGAGGGAAGUGAUGGGCAGUGUCAGUCAGCGAAAUGCGGUUUCUGAAAAAGCCGGGAAGCCUAGGUCCGCAACAGAAUGGAUGGCUCUUAUGGAAACGGGAAGUUAUGAGGCUCUGCGCCUAAAUAUGAAGGUGUGGUAG